AUGGCUCACGACUCGGCUCCGGUUUCGACCCUAGGAGGGUUCCUAGCCGGCGGUAUUGCUGCUUGCGGCGCGGUUACGUUCACAAAUCCCAUUGAACUUGUGAAAACGAGAAUGCAACUCCAGGGAGAACUAGCUGCAAAUCAAGCCGUCAAGAUGUACCGAAACCCGAUUCAGGCAUUUGCAGUUAUUUAUCGAAACGAAGGUAUUCGCGGGCUUCAACAGGGGUUGGUUUGCGGGUACUUGAACCAGCUCUGUCUCAAUGGGUGUCGGAUAGGAUUAUAUGAGCCGUGUAGGUACCAGCUCACCAAGGUGUUAAAUCCGGAUAGUAUAGUGGAAGGACAAAAAGUGCCGCAGGCGGUUUCGAUCAAUAUUGUUUCUGGUUUCCUCGCUGGAUCUGCCGGAGCGGUGUUGGCUUCGCCGUUUUUUCUCAUCAAAACUCGAAUGCAAUCGUAUUCUUCGGCCGCAGCCACAGGAAAAAUCCACACUUCCACCGGCCAACAGACCUACUACAAAAACACCGCCGAUGGUCUUCGAAAAAUAUAUGGUAGUGAAGGGUUCAAAGGACUUUUCCGAGGAGUCGACGCGGCGAUUUUUCGAACCGGAGCAGGCUCGGCAGCUCAACUUCCUCUAUACUACUUCACCAAGCAACAGUUUGAAAAACACACCAGCAUUGAUCCCUCAGCACCAUCCACCCAUUUUUUGCUGUCUCUCGUUGCCGGAGUCGGUGUGGCCAUCGUGAUGAACCCAGGUGACGUGGUUCUCACCAGAGUGUACAAUCAAAAGGGAAAUUUGUACCGGGGUCCCAUAGACUGUCUUGUCAAGACGGUUACCACCGAAGGUGUAGCAGCCCUUUAUAAAGGGUUUUGGGCACAACUUUUGCGGAUUGGUCCACACACCAUCCUCACCCUCAUGUUCAUGGAGCAAAGUAUGAGGGCUAUGGCAAAAAUCGAGGGCGAGGGCCGCAAGUAUUUAUUUGGAUAG
This is a messenger RNA of Meyerozyma guilliermondii ATCC 6260, 981 nucleotides long. It is a transcript of the gene OAC1, whose product is annotated as Oac1p. The coding region runs from base 1 to 981 and encodes 326 amino acids. The transcript has a single exon. The record is from RefSeq and is a predicted model, not a curated record. NCBI's taxonomy places the organism in Eukaryota, Fungi, Ascomycota, Pichiomycetes, Serinales, Debaryomycetaceae.